CUAAAGCUUUGCAGAGGCGUGAUUCGAAGUAACGAAAAUGGCAAAAAUUAUUACUGUUUUUGGAGCUACUGGAGGGCAAGGUGGAGGAGUAGUUUUUGCGCUGCUCAAAGCAAUUUCUAGAGGAGAACCCUACGCUAUCCGCGCCGUGACGAGGAAGCCAGAUGGAGAAAAGGCUAAACAACUGAAGAUUCAAGGCUGUGAGGUUGUGGUAUGUGAUAUGGACAACAAAGGAUCCGUGGAACAGGCAAUCAAAGGCUCCUACGGAGUUUUCCUGGUGACAAACUACUGGGAACAUUUUAGUAUGGAGAAAGAAGUAGAACAAGGUAAACGAGUCAUCGACGUGUGCGAAGCGCUUGGAGUGAAGCAUUUGAUUUACAGUGGGUUGGAAAAUGUGAAGAAAGCGAUUGGAAUUGAGUGUGCUCACUUUGAUGGUAAAGGCAUGGUUGAAGAAUACCUCCACACAAAAAAGCUCAAAGAACGCUUGCCUUUUACCAUAGUACGCUUCCCGUUCUAUUACAACAACCUGGUAUCGUUAUUUACACCUCGGAAAAAGGACGAUGGUACUUUACUAUACGAUAUUCCGAUGGAAGGUGUUGCCAUGGAUGGAAUAGACGUCACACAAGGCGGAGAAUGUGUCUAUGGCAUUUUGGAGAGCCCAGACUGUUACCGUUUCAAAACCAUUGGUCUGAGUGGAGACAAGAUUACAAUCCAGCAAUAUUGUGAGACACUGACCAAACAUUUAAAGGAAAAAGGCUUAAAAUUUGAGGACUCAAAGAUUACGUUAGAUGAGUACAGAGCUCAGCCUGACAAUCCUGCCGCUAUUGAACUUGGAAACAUGUUUGAGUUCUAUAAACGAGGAAACCCAGACCGUGACAUAAGAUUGACUAAGAAGCUGAAUGAAGAAACUCAGAGGUUUGACGUGUGGGUUAGAGAAAAUAAAGCCAUGCUGGAGGAGGCUUUCUCCAAGAAACAGUGAAUCAGAAUGAUAGGACAGAUGAAAUCUGACAUGUUCCUUACAACCAGUCACACUCGCACAGUAAUAGGCACUCCCUUCUGUCAGGUCAUUUAGACUUAACGUAAACGGGAAAUGCAUACGAAGGAUAACCCAACUUAUUCACUUAAAUCCUGGAAAUGUCCUUCGCCAGCCGUUUGAAUUUUAUUGAUUAGCUUGUAGCAUUGCUAACAAUAAUUACCAUCACCAAUAUCUAUACCUAGUCUUUAAAUAAAGGAUACGCAUUUUAAAGUA
Messenger RNA from Pocillopora damicornis (cauliflower coral), 1246 nucleotides. RefSeq names its product nmrA-like family domain-containing protein 1. The record is from RefSeq and is a predicted model, not a curated record. Gene Ontology annotation, cellular component: nucleus. NCBI's taxonomy places the organism in Eukaryota, Metazoa, Cnidaria, Anthozoa, Scleractinia, Pocilloporidae.